CACACCCUGACAUGGUGACUCAGGGGCUGCAGGAUCUCGCCAUGCUGAACCUGGGAGAGGUGCAGAGUGUCUCGGGUCAGCCCGUCAUGGCCACCGGUGUUGGUUUGGGUUUCGGCGUUUCCUCCUCUCUCUCCUCCUCCAACCCAUUUAUCAGCUCCAGCAUGCCCGGCUCGCCCCUGCGCUCUCUACAGGGAAACCCCGUGCGCUCUGAGGCAUCCCUCAGCAACCUACAUGUUCCCCUGGACUCCAUCAAAACCAGUAAGACUCUUCCUGUGACUGCGUACGAUAAAGACGGAGUGCGCGUCCUCCUGCACUUCGGCUCUGAGUGUCCUCCCGGGAGACCCGACGUCCUCGUCAUCGUGGUGUCCAUGCUGAACACGGCUCCUCUCGCAGUGAAGAACAUCGAGCUACAGGCCGCAGUGCCGAAGUCCAUGAAAGUGAAGCUUCAGAGUCCGUCAGGAGCCGAGCUGGCGCCCUUUAACCCCGUCCUGCCCCCUUCCUCCAUCACACAGGUCAUGCUUCUCGCUAACCCGCUUAAAGAGAAGGUGCGUCUGCGCUAUAAGCUGAUGUUCCUCCUCGGUGAGAGACAGUACUGUGAAGUAGGUGAGCUGGAUCAGUUUUCUCCACCAGAGAGAUGGGGAAACCUGUAGAGCUAACACACACACACACACACACACACACACACACACACACACACACACACACUGAUGGUAAGGUCAGGUGACAGAGGUCUUAACUCUGAGAUCACUGUAAGCCCUGACUCGGACAUGUGUAAGAAAACUCCGGGUUUAUUUAUUGAUUUGUUUGUACUUUAUUAAAGCUGUAAAUGACGAGUGUCAUCAAGGGUCCAAGUUAGCUUCUAGUCGCUUCGACCUAC
This is a messenger RNA of Ictalurus furcatus (blue catfish), 877 nucleotides long. RefSeq names its product ADP-ribosylation factor-binding protein GGA3-like. Gene Ontology annotation, biological process: intracellular protein transport; vesicle-mediated transport. Gene Ontology annotation, cellular component: trans-Golgi network. The record is from RefSeq and is a predicted model, not a curated record. Lineage: Eukaryota; Metazoa; Chordata; Actinopteri; Siluriformes; Ictaluridae. Gene Ontology annotation, molecular function: small GTPase binding. The transcript is spliced from 5 exons. Bases 12 to 650 code for a protein of 212 amino acids.